AUCAAUUAUAAGAUAUUAUAAAGCUUCAUUCAUCAUAUCAUAUUCUUCAUUGAAGAGAAGAAAAAAAAAAUGGGUGAGACAAACAGUGGUAGCAAAAGCAGAUGGUGUCUGCAGGGGAUGACAGCUCUGGUCACCGGUGGAUCCAAAGGAAUCGGAUAUGCUAUCGUGGAGGAGUUGGCACAACUUGGGGCAACUGUACACACUUGUGCUCGAAACGAGGUUGAACUCAGUGAAUCCUUGAAGGAAUGGAGCACAAAAGGAUACAGAGUAACCGGUUCGGUCUGUGACGUGGCCUCUCCUGUAGAAAGAGAAGAACUCAUAGCUCGAGUCUCAUCUCAGUUCAAUGGAAAACUCAAUAUCCUUGUAAAUAAUGUUGGAACAAACAUACAGAAACAGACCCUGGAUUUCACAGCGGAGGAUUUCGCAUUUCUGAUGAAUACGAAUCUUGAAUCUGGUUUCCACUUAAGCCAGAUUGCACAUCCUCUCCUAAAAGCUUCAGAAGCUGCAAGUAUCAUUUUCAUAUCCUCCAUUGCUGGUGUUAUGGCUAUAAAGUUAGCAUCCGUUAUUUAUGGUGCAACAAAAGGAGCAAUGAACCAAAUGACAAAAAAUUUGGCAUGUGAAUGGGCGAAAGAUAACAUAAGGACUAAUUGUAUUGCACCAGGGCCAAUUAGAACCCCUCUUCUGGAAAAGCACUCUAAAGAGGAAACAGUUAUGAAUGCUGUAAUUUGUCAAACCCCUCUGGGACGGAUCGGAGAGGCAGAGGAGGUGUCUUCGUUGGUGGCAUUUCUGUGCUUGCCUGCAGCAUCAUAUAUUACAGGACAGACCAUUUGUGUCGAUGGCGGCUUCACUGUAAACGGCCUCAAUACGUUGUAGCCUCGUUUCGACAUUUUCUGUGUUAUGUCAGUUACACUCUGAUUAUAUUGCUUUGUGUGUCAUUAAGAAUAAAUUAACAGUACUUUCCUAAGUUCGGUUUAUGGGAAGAAGAUCUUUAUAUAUAAGCUUUUCCUUGUAAA
This is a messenger RNA of Vigna unguiculata (cowpea), 1013 nucleotides long. Its product is annotated as tropinone reductase-like. NCBI's taxonomy places the organism in Eukaryota, Viridiplantae, Streptophyta, Magnoliopsida, Fabales, Fabaceae. Gene Ontology annotation, molecular function: oxidoreductase activity. The record is from RefSeq and is a predicted model, not a curated record.